CAGUCGAUUGUGUGCAGUUCGUGUGUUUGCCGUGGUGUUUUCAUCUGUCGGUCAGAUUUCGGAGCUUCGAGCAAAUUGUUUUCGGUUUCAAUUAGGGAGCGAGCGCAAGGGAAAAACUCGGCUUUGUUGUUUGGAUUUCGUUUUGCGAUGCGAUGUGCUGGCUGUAAUCGGCUCAGAAGACAUCCGCGAUGACGAUGACACAGCGUGCCGUGAACUGAUAAAACCGCUGGCGUUUUGCGUAGACUCGAUAAGAGAACGGGUGUGCGGCGGCCGGGCAACAGCCACUCACCGCAGGGAAAAGGCAGUUCUCGCGAAGUCGUCCUUGAUCGAAUUUCUAGUGUUUUGCAUUCGCGACUCGUAGGCGACGUCUUGCCAACACCUCAGACUCCCAUCGGGUUCGGGCUUCAGGACGCGUGCACUGGUGGAAGGAAGUGCCUUGUUGAUGCGUUUCUUGCGCUAAGUUUCAUGUGAACUAGAGGAACCGAGAUUUUAUCUGAACUAAUUGAUAAAAUGGCAGAGGAGAAUGUUUCGGUGCUGUUGCCCCCGGCCGUGAACACUAGUUUUGCGACGAGCGGGGGGAACUUCCCAUCCAACAGCGAUGAGUCGGACGGGGAGUUCGUGGACGAUGAUGCGCCGGAAUUAAGAGGAUAUUUGAGCAAGUGGACGAAUUAUAUCCACGGCUGGCAGCCGCGCUAUAUCGUCCUGAAGGAUGGGACAUUGUCGUACUACAAGAGUGAGAGUGAAAGUGACUUGGGGUGCCGCGGAGCGAUCAGUCUUCAGAAGGCCACCAUAAAGAGUCAUGAAUUCGAUGAAUGCCGUUUCGAUGUGGCUGUGAACAAUUGCGUAUGGUAUUUGAGAGCUGAAAGCCCCGAGGACAAACAGAAUUGGAUUGAAGUGUUACAGUCGUAUAAGGCGGAUGGUACGAACACGGAGACUGCAUCACUUAAACGUCACGGAAGCUCGGUUUCAUUGCAAUCGAAUAAUUUAUCCACAGCAAGCGGAAGCAGUUUGAAACGAGCCAACCGUAGCUUAAGAGAAAAAGUAAAUGAAAUAGAAACAUUCAAAGAUAUUUUAUAUGGACAAAUAGAAACUUUGCAAAGAUAUUUCGAUGCAUGUGCCGAGCUCCAUAAGGACGAAGGUAAACCCUUCGAUCUAGGCGACGGGUUGAAGCCUAUAGACUUCAAAGGCGAAUCAAUAACAUUCCGUGCGACAACUGCUGGUGUCCUUACUACGUUGCAACAUUGUUUGGAUAUUAUAACGCAACGGGACGACUGUUGGCGGAAGAAACUCGAUAAGGAAAUCGAGAAGAGGAAAAAGGCUGACGAACUGAACAGAAAAUAUAAAGAAGAGCUGGAGAAAUUACAGAACUCAUCGUUCCCCGGACCAGAUUUUGAGGAGGGACCACAUUCAACUCUUCCUGAAGAUGAAUUCUUUGACGCUUUCGAAACGGGAAUGGAUAAGGUUGAGGAGGACACACAGAUUCGAUUCCGUCUGAAACUUCAAUCGCAGCAGUCGCAGAUCAGUACGACAAGUAGUGUUCCAAAUUCAACGGAAAAUGCUGCAACCGAGGAUGAGUUUGGAACAGGGGGUGCAGCAAGGGUUCAUCGACUGUGGCCUGAGAUCGAUAGAAUUUGCACGGAACAACUAAAGUACGCACGGGCAGGUGUCGGCGAAGGUGGCAAUGGUUGGCAAAUUUUUGUUGAUGAGGGUGAAAUGAAAAUGUACAAACGUGAGGAGGAGGUGAACGGAUUAGUGGUGGAUCCACUGAAAGCAUGUCAUAUGGUGAAGGGAGUGACUGCGCGCGAAAUGUGCCAUUAUUUCUUCAUGCCUGAAUAUAGGAACGAUUGGGAGACGACGCUAGAGGAUGUACAAAUUUUAGAAAGAAUAUCACCGGAUACCUUAGUAUUUUUACAAACGCAUAAACGAAUUUGGCCCGCUAGUCAACGUGAUGCUAUGUUUUGGUCACAUAUGGGAAAAGUUAAUGAUAACGUGGACGCAGAUGCACAUGAUGUGUGGAUAGUUUGUAACCAUUCCGCCGAUGAGAAAGAUUAUCCAGAGAGCAAAAACAGUAAAUGUGUGAGAGUCAUCCUGACCGUCAUUUUAGUAUGUCAAACUUAUAUUGAAAAUAAUAAAACCACAAAUAUCACCAGAGACGACCUCUCGUGUAAAAUCACAUACUGCUCCGUUGUUAAUCCUGGCGGUUGGGCACCAGCAUCUGCUCUCCGAGCGAUAUAUAAACGCGAGUAUCCAAAGUUCCUAAAACGUUUUACAAAAUAUGUGAUAGAUCAGUGUAAAGAUAAGCCGAUUAUGUUUUGAUAUUAUUGUUAAUGAAAAGGAUUACAAGAAGCCACAGGAUGUAUGAUGUGUGUAGAUUAUAAUUGAUUUUUCCGUAAAAACAAAAGCAACCCUUUCUCUUGUCCUUAGAGUUGUACAAUACUAUUAAUUACUAAAAUAAGGCUAAUAUGUAUAAACAAUAAAAAAAAUCAAACCUCCAUUUAAGGACUACAUAUUUUUAAUGCCAAUGAUAAAUCCACAUGAGAAAUACUGAUAAGGAUUAAGCUUAAGUGAUCGGUGUAAAAUACAAAGCGAUUUUAUAAGAA
Messenger RNA from Hermetia illucens (black soldier fly), 2600 nucleotides. RefSeq names its product ceramide transfer protein (gene cert). Gene Ontology annotation, biological process: ER to Golgi ceramide transport. Gene Ontology annotation, molecular function: phosphatidylinositol-4-phosphate binding. Bases 511 to 2316 code for a protein of 601 amino acids. NCBI's taxonomy places the organism in Eukaryota, Metazoa, Arthropoda, Insecta, Diptera, Stratiomyidae. Gene Ontology annotation, cellular component: Golgi apparatus. The record is from RefSeq and is a predicted model, not a curated record. The transcript is spliced from 11 exons.